AUGCAAUUAUUGAAACCGAAGGGAUCGUCCAAUUUGAGUUGGUACAGCUAUUUCGUGGUAGUUUUAUGUUUAUGCACCAAUGUUAGGGCCAUAACCUGGCCAUGGGAGGAUAGCAGCAGUAGUAGUAGCGACAGCAGUGCCACUAGUUCUAGCAGUGAUAGUUCGUCUACAAAUGGAAUCACCUGGCCAUGGCAAGAUAAUAGUGAUAGCAGCAGUAGCGCUAGCAGUGAAAGUAGCUCUAGCAGUGCAAGUAGCUCUAGUGGUGGAAGUAGUGCUAGCAGUGAAAGUAGCACUAGAAAGAAUCAAUACGCUCCAUAUGAAACAUCCUGUCCUUCGGGAGACAUAUCCAGAGAGGCGAAAAAUAUUUCUUCGUCUGAAAGGGAUUAUAUGUCCAAUAGACAUGAAACGACUAACAAGAAUUUGAUUGGUUUCUUGUCGAAAAGGGCAAACUUGUCAGACUUUGAUGCGAAAAGUUUUAUUAACGAUUACUCUGAUGAACACAAUAUUUCCAUUGGUCUUGCAUUUAGUGGAGGAGGAUAUCGUGCAAUGUUGAAUGGAGCAGGUCAAAUCUUAGGGCUUGACGAUAGAUAUGAUGAGGCAAAAGAGAAUGGUUUAGGAGGCUUGUUACAAAGUUCUAGUUACUUGGCGGGUUUAUCUGGUGGUAAUUGGUUAGUUGGUUCGUUAGUUUUAAAUAAUUGGAUUUCUGUGGCCGAUAUUAUUGAAGGUGAUAUCGAUAUUUGGAACUUGGAGGAUUCCAUUUUCAACCCCAGUGGAAUAAACCUCGUCAAAACGGUUAGAUACUAUAAUAACAUUAGGACUUCUAUUGAAGCAAAACAGGAUGCAGGCUUUGAUACAUCACUUACUGAUCUUUGGGGCAGGGCCUUAUCGCAUCAGUUCUUUCCUGACGAAGAUGGUGGAGAAAAUGUCACCUGGUCCAGCAUUAGAGACUUAUCAAAGUUCUCUGAUUAUGAAAUGCCAUUUCCAAUAGUGAUAGCUGAUGGAAGAACACCUGGAACGUUUAUUAUGGAUUCCAAUUCAUCCGUUUUUGAAAUCAAUCCAUUCGAGCUAGGAUCGUGGGACCCUUCUGUUCAUAGUUUUGUUGACGUUAAAUACGUUGGUUCUUCGAUGAAAAGUAAUGACCCCAAUACCUCGAAGUGUGCUGUUAAUUUCGACAAUGGGGGAUUUAUCAUGGGUACAUCAUCAACCCUUUUUAACCAAGGCCUUUUAAGGAUUUCCAAUACAGGCUUGAAUAAGGCAGUCAAAUCGAUCGUUUCGAGUAUUUUAGGUAAAUUAAGCUAUGCAGAAGAUGACAUUGCGGCUUAUGAACCAAACCCAUUUUAUGAGAAUGAUUUUGGUACCUACAAUUCAAUCUCCACUAAUAAUACUCUUUUCUUGGUUGAUGGUGGUGAAGAUCAACAGAAUAUUCCAUUAUACCCUCUUAUUCAAAACGCCCGUGAUGUUGAUAUUAUUUUUGCUUAUGAUAAUUCAGCAGAUACUGACUCAAACUGGCCUAAUGGUACUUCAUUGGUUCAUACAUAUCGAAGACAAUUCUCGAAGCAAGGAAAAGGUACGCCGUUUCCGUAUGUUCCUUCAGAAGAAACUUUUGUGAAGGAUGAACUAAACAAGCAGCCCGUCUUCUUUGGCUGCGAUGCUGGAAACUUAACAUCAUUACUUGAUUUCCAUAAAAACUCGGAUAUUAACGAAACAGACGUUCCUUUAGUUGUAUAUAUGCCAAAUUAUAGAACGAGCUAUAAUUCAAACACGUCGACUUAUAAAAUGUCGUACGACGAAGAUGAAAAAAUGGGUAUUAUUAAAAAUGGUUUUGAAGUUUCAACAAGUAAUAAUCUUACUGAUGAUAGUGACUGGGCUAAGUGUGUUGGAUGUGCAAUAAUAAGAAGAUCUCAAGAAAGAUUGGGCCAAGAACAAUCUUCUGAGUGUAAAAAGUGUUUUGACAACUACUGCUGGAGUGAUGGUGAAAAAGCUGCCGCAUCAUCAAGUGUCAGUGGUUCUUCCUCUACUUCUGAGAGUAGUUCCACUUCAAAGAGUAGCUCUAAGAGUAGUUCAACCUCACAAAGCAGUUCAAGUGACAAGCCCAAGGAUAGUAACGCUAAUGCAUUGUAUAUUUCGUUGCCUCUUGCAUUUUUCACUUCAUUUAUUAUUGCGUUGUCCCUUCUAGUAUGA
Messenger RNA from Debaryomyces hansenii CBS767, 2181 nucleotides. RefSeq names its product Plb5p (gene PLB5). The coding region runs from base 1 to 2181 and encodes 726 amino acids. Lineage: Eukaryota; Fungi; Ascomycota; Pichiomycetes; Serinales; Debaryomycetaceae. The record is from RefSeq and is a predicted model, not a curated record. Gene Ontology annotation, cellular component: plasma membrane; intracellular membrane-bounded organelle; extracellular region. Gene Ontology annotation, biological process: glycerophospholipid catabolic process. The transcript has a single exon. Gene Ontology annotation, molecular function: A2-type glycerophospholipase activity.